GACCAAACUACAAAUGGAAUGAGAACUCGGUCGUCUAAUAAGGUUGUUCAUCCCGGCGCUCAGCAGCUUACGUGUGGCUCACAGAUGGCUUCUGUCUCAUUCUGUGUAAUCCAAUCAUCCUGCACUACUGUGUCUCACACUUAGUCUUCAGGAGUAAUUGGGAAGCUCGCAGCGACAAUUGUCUCUCCUUCCAGAUGUUGUCAAUAGAAAGAGAGUGUCUGUCACCACCGCUCUGACUAGGAUGUGUCCAUGGCUCUCCAGACCAGAGUUGCUGCAAGCAAGGUUGUUUUGCAGAAUCUCCUUAUAUGUGUCAUUCUCUUCUACACUGUGUACUACGCGGUUCUGGGCAUGUGCUGCAUGAUGCUCAAGGUGUAUGAGUUGGAUGUCCUGGCACCAUUUGAUUUCAAAACGAACCCCUCAUGGCUCAACACAAAUUAUAAAGUCCUUUUAAUCUCAACACAGGUUACCUACUUGGUGUGUGGAUUGCUUUUCGUUCUGGUUGUAGAAGAAUGGGUCUGGGAUUAUGCUAUUUCAGUAACCAUUCUUCAUGUUGCCAUCACUUCAACUGUUAUGUUGGAAUUCCCCUUGACAUCACAUUGGUGGGCUGCUUUAGGAUCCGGCUUAAUUUCAAUGAUAUGUGGAGGCCAGGCUUUCGCAUACUGUUUGUUCAAAGACAACUUUAUCUAUCCAGAUCUGGAUGAGUUUUAACAAAACAGCUGAAUUAAUUCGCCUCAGACUUUCUGUAUUAUUACAUACAUUGUGUCAGAGCUAAAUUGUAGUUUUCUGGUUCACACCUUAUAUUCAAGGUUGAAUGUAUUCUAGAUACUUUAUAACUAUGAAAAGAAAAGGAGAAGUUAAUGGAGAGCAGAAGAAUCCUAGUAAGAUAUUCAUGAGCAGAAUGUUGCAAAUUCAUAAAAUGCAGUAUUUACCAAAGAGUGGACACUAGUUUCAAAAUAUGUUAAUAGUGCCAUGCAAGGAAAAAAAGUUGCAUGUUUAAGUAUAUUUGUAGAAUCUUGGGUUUAUGUAAAAUAUGUUUAUUUUAGGACUUCUCAGAAUCUUUAACAUACUAUUGAGAACAAGACGUGUCUAAGUAGUAGUAUACAUUAUGCACUGUUUCUCAGACAUAUUUGACUAGGGACACACUUUAUUUCUGAGACACAGAGAGAAAGACAGAGCACAAGUGGGGGAGGGGGAGAGAAAGAGGGAGACACAGAAUCCGAAGCAGGCUCCAGGCUCUGAGCUGUCAGCACAGAGCCCGAUGGGGGGCUUGAACCCAUGAACCGUGAGAUCAUGACCUGAGCUGAAGUCGGAGGCUUAACUGACUGAGUCACCCAGGCACCCUGGGGACACACUAGAAAACACUGAUGUAUCGUGUGGGUGUGGAAAUUAUAAUAUAGAAGAGAGUGGAGUUAAAACUACUACAAAUCCCUAUAAGCUGAAUUAAAUUCUAUUACUGUCCCACAGUAUUUGUUUUUGUGAUAGAGCAUUUCUUGUAAAAUUAUUGCCUUUUAAAAAAUAUCAGUGUCUAUUUCUUUCCUUAGACUAUGUUCUUUUAAUAUAGUGCUCCUCAAAAUUUUGUAUGCAUUUGAAACACCUGGAAAUCUUAUCACAAUGCAGAUUUGGGUUUGGAAGGGCUGCGAUGGAGCCUAAAAUUCUGUAUUUCUAACAAUUCCGAGAAAAUGACUGUGCUGUUGGUUCAUGGGCCACAGUUUGAGUAGCAAGGUACAAGUGGUUGGGAGCAGAUAUUUUUAGAGGUUAUAUAGCUCUGCACUGCCAGUCCUAUGUUGUUGUUUUUUUUUUAUAUCAUUGUUAUGCAAUGUUUGUUGAAUUGGAUUAAUACUGAGACUAGUUAAAUUUAUAUAAUUGUCUUAAAUAUUUACCACUUGUAAAUGUAGAUUAAAGUCUCUUUUGAUAUAAAAUAAGUGCACACCAUGGUUACAGCUAAAAUAUAAAUAUAGGGAAAAGGAUAGGAAAGUAACAUAUACCACUUCCCCUCCAUCCACGUAUUCCCACACACAAACAUUUUGGGCAACAAUUAGAAACUAAGUUAAACCAGCUCUAGAAUUGUUUCCUAGAUGACUCUUUUUUACUCUAAAAAUCUAAUUCUUCCAUAAAGGUUUGCAUUUAACCACUAAGAAAUGUCAUGCUAAUUAUAUGUAUUCAUACAUACACAAAAACUACACUGUGUUGAUCAGUUACUGGUUAGAUAAUUCAAGCUUCUCAUGCACAUACAAGCACAAAAGUAUUCCUACUUUCUUCCUUGCUUCUCACAUUUACUUAUUUCCACGAACUUUUGCCUUCCAUCCAUUAUUCUCAAUCUUUCCAUUAAUUUCCUCCAAAAUAUUUCAUCAUGGAAUUAGCAAAAUAUGUAAUUCAUCUAAAUCAGUCAAAGGAUUGUGAAUUCCAAUUAUUAAUAAAGAUUUUUCUUUCAUCUUUAAAGGAAGUCAGCAUAAGGUAGCUAUGAACGGGUCAGCAUUAUCAUCUUUGAUUCUCCAAAUAAAACCCUACUGAAGCACCCAGAAAAGAGUGUUUGGUUAUAUAUAUAACAAAACUCAAUUCUGCUCUAC
Molecule: messenger RNA, 2567 nt
Organism: Leopardus geoffroyi (Geoffroy's cat)
Lineage: Eukaryota; Metazoa; Chordata; Mammalia; Carnivora; Felidae
Gene: TMEM244
Product: transmembrane protein 244
Exons: 6
Coding region: 250-708 (152 amino acids)
Source: RefSeq, a predicted model, not a curated record